This is a messenger RNA of Ctenocephalides felis (cat flea), 1563 nucleotides long. RefSeq names its product serine-arginine protein 55-like. The transcript has 12 exons. Gene Ontology annotation, cellular component: ribonucleoprotein complex; nucleus; cytoplasm. Gene Ontology annotation, molecular function: mRNA binding. Lineage: Eukaryota; Metazoa; Arthropoda; Insecta; Siphonaptera; Pulicidae. The record is from RefSeq and is a predicted model, not a curated record. Bases 176 to 1237 code for a protein of 353 amino acids. Gene Ontology annotation, biological process: mRNA splice site recognition; alternative mRNA splicing, via spliceosome.
GCGCGUAUGAGACAAGCGUUGUGGAGUGAGUUAGAUCGUCAUUUAUCUACGGUGAUUUCGUUGUUUAGUCGAUGUUCCUGUAAAUGUGAUUAUAUUAAUAAUCGUUUAAUAAUCAUUAUUAAGUAUUAUUAAAGUGCAUUUUAUCUGCUGCCUAGUGAGAGAUCAGUAGGCAAAAAUGGUUGGCUCCCGAGUUUAUGUUGGUGGUCUGCCUUAUGGUGUUCGAGAGAGAGAUCUUGAGAGAUUCUUCAAGGGUUAUGGACGGACUCGCGACAUUCUGAUCAAGAAUGGUUAUGGAUUUGUAGAGUUUGAUGACUACAGAGAUGCUGAUGAUGCAGUAUAUGAACUAAAUGGCAAAGAGCUACUUGGAGAGAGAGUGAUAGUUGAAGCAGCACGUGGUCAUGCUCGAGGCAACGGAUAUGGGCGGGAUCGCUAUGACGACAGAUUUGGUCGUCGUGGGCGAUAUGGAGACAAAGUGUCUGUAGAGAGAGCACGGGGCACCCCCAGAGGAAGUGACCAAUGGCGUAAUGACCGAAGGGGUGGUUCGAAAUAUCCACCUCAAAGACGGAGGAGUCGCGAUAAUUACAACAAUGACCGCUCUCGUGAAAGGUAUGGCCCUCCAACACGCACUGAAUAUAGAUUGACAGUGGAAAAUCUUUCAAGUAGAGUGAGCUGGCAGGAUUUGAAGGAUUAUAUGCGUCAAGCUGGUGAAGUAACUUAUGCUGACGCCCAUAAACAACGCCGUAAUGAAGGAGUGGUAGAGUUUGCAACUCUUGCUGACAUGAAGACUGCUAUUGAGAAAUUAGAUGACACUGAUUUGAAUGGGCGCAGAAUUAGAUUAAUUGAAGACAGACGCCGUGGCAGUAGAAGGUCAAGAUCUUCCAGCAGUCGCUCCAGGUCUCGAUCUCGCAGGCGAUCUCGUUCAAGGUCCAGGUCAUCCCGUUCUCGAUCUCGUAGCCGUUCUCGUGGAAAGUCCAAGAGCAAAUCUCCCGCUAGAUCCCGAUCGCGCGAUGCGAAAUCUCAUGAUCGUUCUAAAUCUAAAUCGCGCUCGCGUUCACCUUCGGCUAAGCGCGACGAUUCUAGAUCACCUUCAAAGUCUAAAGCCAAAUCAUUAUCACGGGAUCGUUCUCGUUCCCGUUCUCGAUCUGGUAGCAAGGCAAACAGUAAAUCUAAGUCGCGUUCAGUCUCUCCUUCCAAAAAUGAGAGUACACCUGACAGGAAUGAAAGUAUGGAGGAUUAGCUUAGCUGUAUUUUGUUCUUUUCUAAACUUUACUUCUCAUUAGAUGACGUACCAUGCAAUGCAAAUUAUAUAGCCGAGAAAUUGUUUAGUAGAGGGCAAAUCAAUUAGUAUGUAUAACUUGACUACAAAAUUUAAUCAUAGGUUUGAAAUAUUUCUACAUGUAACUUAUAUUCUGUACAAUGGUUCAUGUAAUUAUUUAAAUUUUUAUGAACAAUGCGUUCCUUGUAAUUUUUUUUUACUUUAUAAUUUAAAUUUUUAUUUUCAUUAUUUUUAUAAUUGUACCUUAGUCAUUGUAAAUAUUAUGUUACAUUGUAGUAACUUCUUUU